This is a messenger RNA of Daucus carota subsp. sativus, 3164 nucleotides long. RefSeq names its product B3 domain-containing transcription repressor VAL1. The transcript is spliced from 14 exons. Gene Ontology annotation, molecular function: DNA binding; zinc ion binding. The coding region runs from base 350 to 2968 and encodes 872 amino acids. The record is from RefSeq and is a predicted model, not a curated record. NCBI's taxonomy places the organism in Eukaryota, Viridiplantae, Streptophyta, Magnoliopsida, Apiales, Apiaceae.
AAAAGAUACAGAAGCAGCAGUGCAGUUUAUUCAUAAAAUAUUGGUAUAUGUGUUUGUGAAGUGCUCUUCCUACAAAAACAAGGCAGGCAGGUAAUCUGUUCAUCCAUCCACCGCCAGCAACUAAGCAGCUGCUGCUGCCGCCUCCUCCUCCUUUGCCGUAAUUAUUCCACAACCGCCUACUUCCAAUCCCGAGAUCUCUCUCCCCCCCCCCUCUCUCUCCACGACGACUUUGUUUCCAUCUAUCUUCUGCACCCCACCCCACCCCCCUCGUCAAAUGUGAAUGCCCCCCCCGCGCCGAUCUCUGUUUCUUUAGGGAUUAUUUGAUUUGAUUUGACUUGACUGGAGCUGAAUGGAGUCCUCAAAUAAUAAUAACAAUACUUGCAUGAACGAAGCUUGCAGAGCAACGACGUCGUCGGGUGAAUGGAAGAAAGGCUGGGUGUUGAAAUCAGGUGGACUUGCUGCUCUUUGUUACAAUUGCGGAUCGGCUUAUGAGAAUUUGAUUUUUUGUGACACAUUCCACCGUGAAGAAUCCGGAUGGAGGGAGUGCAAAUUUUGUGGAAAGCAUAUUCAUUGUGGAUGCAUAGCAUCAAAAUCUUUGCACGACUACUUGGAUUCUGGAGGUGUAGGAUGUUUAAGCUGCAUAAAAUUUUCGGAAACUCAGCUGAUAAGACAAAUUCAGAAUCCAAGUGAUGAUAUUUUUGGCGGACUAGGCACACUGGCAGCGAUUUGCGAUCCACAAUCUUCCGUCAUCGAAAAUUAUAUGGAGGGGAAGAUUGUUACCAAGGGAAAGCUCACUAAGCCGAGCAAAAGUAUGGAGGGAAGUCAGUCCAAUGGACAUGACCUCUUCCUACAAUCUCAACAGGGUGAACAAAACUUAUCUAGUGUGCCAACGAAGAAAGAAGUAAACAUGCUUCCAAAAGGAGAAGUUGGGACUGGCGUUUCACAUGUCUCCCAACAUUCUAAUAAAUUAACUAUAGUUUCGAAGCCAGAUGCUACUCCGCAACCACAAGGGCCGAAAGAUAUGUAUGAGUCACUAGCUCAGCCGUCUUUGAACUUCUCUUUUGGUGCACACUUGAGUACUUCAAAUAGUAUGCGACCUUUACCUGGUGAGGGUGUUGAAGGAAGAGACAAAAACAAAGUUCCUCCCUUUCAGCAAGGUCAAAGGUCACGCCAAAUUCUGCCCAAGUCUUCUAAACCUGGCAUCGUCAUAAGAGCACAGGGGAGUAACGGAACAGCGUCUCAGACACGGGUUGCUAGACCUCCCGUGGAAGGGCGUGGCCGAAGUCAGCUACUUCCCCGAUAUUGGCCUCGAAUUACAGACCAGGAACUGCAAAAAAUUUGUGGAGAUUUGAAUUCCACCAUAGUGCCAUUAUUUGAGAAGGUUCUUAGUGCUAGUGAUGCUGGUCGAAUUGGGCGUUUGGUCCUGCCAAAAGCAUGUGCGGAGGCAUAUUUUCCUCCUAUUAAUCAGUCUGAGGGUGUGCCAAUAAGGAUGAAAGAUAUCAAGGGAAAAGAGUGGACUUUUCAGUUCAGAUUUUGGCCCAAUAAUAACAGUCGGAUGUAUGUCUUGGAGGGGGUAACUCCUUGUAUACAGAAUAUGCAGCUACAAGCUGGUGAUACAGUGACCUUCAGUAGGAUUGAUCCCGAAGGUAUGCUUGUAAUGGGGUGUCGCAAGGCAGCAAACUCGGGUGACAAUCGUGACAUGCAGGACAGCUCAACACCUUCACUUCCUAAUGGUGGUGGUAUUGCAGAUGAUUUGGUUUCUGCUGUAAAAGUAGACCAACCUACAGAUGCUUUUGAUUGGAUGAGAAAGGAAGAGCAACGAGGCCAGAUAAAUGGGGAAUCAACACAACAACAGAUGGGGCAACCAGAGAAAAAGAAAUCCCGAAUUAUUGGUUCCAAAAGCAAGAGGCUUCUCAUGCGUAAUGAAGAUGCUAAUGAGUUACAGAUUACGUGGGAAGAAGCACAGGAAUUGCUCCGCCCAUCUCCCAGUGCAAAGCCAACUAUUGUUUUGGUUGACAACCAUGAGUUCGAAGAAUAUGAUGACCCACCUGUAUUCGGGAAGAAGACCAUAUUCACAGCUCGAGAAUCUGGGGAGCAAGAACAAUGGGCUCAGUGUGAUAAUUGCUCCAAAUGGCGGAGGCUUCCUGCUGAUGUUCUUCUUCCUGCCAAUUGGAUAUGCUCUGACAAUAUCUGGGAUUCAAACAGAUGUUCAUGUUCUGCUCCUGAUGAGAUGGAUCCGAAAAAGCUGGAAAAUUGCUUUAGAGAUACUAAAAAGAAAAAACUAUUGGAGAACGGGCAAGAAUGUGAGCCUUCUCGGCUGGAUGCCUUGGCAAGUGCUGCUGUAUUUGGAGAUCCCACAGAAGACUCUGGUGAGCCUUCUCUAGUUACCACCACCAGGCACCCCCGCCAUCGUCCUGGAUGCACUUGCAUUGUGUGCAUUCAGCCCCCAAGUGGAAAAGGAAAGCACAAGCCCACCUGCAUAUGCAACGUAUGCAUGACUGUAAAGCGCCGCUUUAAAACCCUUAUGUUGCGGAAGAAGAAGCGACAAGAGCGUGAGGCAGAAAUUAACAGAGAGAAGACUCAGAUACCUUUGAGGAGCGAAUCUGAAGUAGACGGGACAUCUGAGUAUGCCCUGCUGCAUGUCAAUGGUUCUGAAACUGACAAGGAAAGAAGUGUAGUCAAAGUGGAUUUGGCCUUGUCUAGCAACAAGGGAGACUUAGACUUAAAUUGUGAUCCCAACCGUGAAGAUGAUUCACAGAUAGCUGAGGCGACAGGAACGAGCCUUGCCUCCUUUGUUCCUGUUGCCAGUCUUACAUCUGAUAUUUGUACUGGAGGGGACUCAGUCCCCCCAACACUUGGUGCUUGUUUAAUCUCACAAGCUGUUGAUGAGAAUGAGGAACACCUGCCUGAAGAAACAAAUGUCACAUCUAUGGAUGUGGAGGAAGAACAAGGGGAUGAAGAAUUUUGAAGUUUGAAAAUCUUGUCAAGUGCUACUUUUUUUGUUUGUACAUUUCUGUCCCAGAAUUGUAAUUCCUUUUUCUUAUUUGGCUAAUGUUAUACCAGUGCAUUUUACAUCACAUUUUGUUGUAUCAGAGUUCUAAAAGCUCGAGCAUUAAAUGUACCCUUCUUGAAGCUGGAACAUAAAUCAUAGUCAAAACCUCAAA